Metschnikowia bicuspidata var. bicuspidata NRRL YB-4993 is the source of this 768-nucleotide messenger RNA. RefSeq lists its product as uncharacterized. Bases 1 to 768 code for a protein of 255 amino acids. Lineage: Eukaryota; Fungi; Ascomycota; Pichiomycetes; Serinales; Metschnikowiaceae. The transcript has a single exon. The record is from RefSeq and is a predicted model, not a curated record.
AUGACUUGGCCUGUGCGGCUCGUCUGGAGACGCCUCUCUCUUCCUGGGCCAUGGCCGCAAUUGGUUUUUGAAGGCCCCGCGAAAUUCAGGUUCAAUGGGCAGUACUCUGUGCAGAGGGGCGGCGCUCGUGCCCGUUCCCAGAAAAUGGAUAGUUCCCCCCCAAUGGGGUGUUUUGUUGGGCCUUCUUCUCAGUCCGCCGUGGCCCCUGCGUGGGUGCAAAAUUACGUCAUGGCCUCGCCGCCGCUAUGCUCGUCUGAAUUAGGAAACACCGCCAUUCGACCUCGCCGGCCCCAGCUUGGCUCCGGGCUUGGCCGCUUCAUUGGCGCCGUGCCACCGGGUGUAUCAGCGGGAAAUUCCGACAUUUCUUUCCAUUGCCGUUCCGAGUAUUACUCCUGCGUCGCCACGCAGGAAGCCCCAGCAAAGGCCACUCAACGCCCGGCCCACAUGCCCAAGAAACCCGGCCAAUAUACCCACGAAACCCCGACCACCCAAGACCGGCUGCACCGGCAAAGAAAAGCAACGCGGCACGCAGCCCCGCUUUUAUGGGGCCGGUUUCCACCCCGCUACAAAGCGCCGGUUUGGACUUUAUUGGCCUUGGUCGGUGCACUCCUCCGCGGCCAUACCCGACUGCGCCGGCCUGUAUAUGGCGCGGCCCGCCACACCCAAACCCACAACAAAACAGCCCCAAACUCCCGGGGCCGGCUGGCAGAAAAAGCCCAAGAAAAAGGCAGAUCGCCAAUCGGCGCCCGGCCUGCCGCCGCUGGCUGA